This is a messenger RNA of Cervus elaphus (red deer), 4810 nucleotides long. Its product is annotated as kelch repeat and BTB domain-containing protein 6. The record is from RefSeq and is a predicted model, not a curated record. The transcript has a single exon. NCBI's taxonomy places the organism in Eukaryota, Metazoa, Chordata, Mammalia, Artiodactyla, Cervidae. The coding region runs from base 351 to 2468 and encodes 705 amino acids. Gene Ontology annotation, molecular function: protein binding.
CCCGGCAUGCCUCGAGGCGCGAAAGGCAACCUGGGAGCCGUAGUUCUCCAGGACGCCUAGUGGUGUUGCCAGCGCAGCGGUGGCGGAUCUCUUGCUUCCAGCCAGUAGGUCCUCUGAGGGCGAGCUGAGGCGGAGAAAGGGCGUGGAACUGGAACCGGGUGAGUCGGACGCUGUCUACGCGAUCGAGGGAGGCGGCACCGCGGCAGAGGGCUGACUUAAAUAAAUGGACCAGUGCUGCAGUCUCUCCGGAGACACCGCGGUCUGAGCGUCAGCGAGAAGAGGGUGAGGAGGCGCCAAAGCCUGGUCCUUGCACCCGUUCUCGUCCUUCGCUCCCCGCAGCCCUUUCCACCAUGCAGUCCCGAGAAGAAGCUUCGCGCUCUCGCCGCCUCAUCAGUCCUCGCGGCGGGAAGCGCCCCAAAAGGGUUCACAAACCCACGGUUUCAGCUUUUUUCACGGGCCCGGAGGAGCUGAAGGACACGGGCCAUUCUGCAGCCCUGCUGGCCCAGCUCAAGUCCUUCUACGACGCGCGGCUGCUCUGCGAUGUGACCAUCGAGGUGGUCACCCCCGGCAGCGGGCCCGGCACGGGUCGCCUCUUCCCUUGCAACCGUAACGUGCUGGCGGCCGCGUGUCCCUACUUCAAGAGCAUGUUCACCGGCGGCAUGUACGAGAGCCAUCAGACGAACGUGACCAUGCACGACGUGGACGCCGAGUCCUUCGAGGUGCUGGUCGAUUACUGCUACACCGGUCGCGUGUCCCUGAGUGAAUCGAACGUGGAGCGCCUUUAUGCAGCCUCUGACAUGCUGCAGCUGGAGUACGUGCGGGAAGCCUGUGCCUCCUUCCUAGCCCGCCGCCUUGAUCUGGCCAACUGCACGGCUAUCUUCAAGUUUGCUGAUGCCUUCGGCCAUCGCAAGCUGCGGUCACAGGCUCAGUCAUUUAUAGCCCACAACUUCAAGCAGCUCAGCCAGAUGAGUCCAAUUCGUGAAGAGUCCCUGGCCGAUCUGACCCUGGCCCAGCUGCUGACCGUCCUGCGCCUGGACAGUCUCAACAUCGAGCACGAGCAGACUGUGUGUCACGUGGCGGUGCAGUGGUUGGAGGCAGCUCCCAAGGAGCGGGGUCCCAGCGCUGCAGAAGUGUUCAAGUGUGUGCGCUGGACCCACUUCUCUGACGAAGAUCGGGGCUACCUGGAAGAGCUGCUGACCAACACCGUGGUGAAGAAGUACUGUCUGGACCUUGUUGAAGGGGCCCGGCAGAUGCGAUAUGGUGACACGUUGUGCAAGGCUCUGGUGCCCAAGCCGGAGAGCAGCGGCGGCAGCAGUGGCGGCGGCGUUGUUAGCUGCGUUGGUGGCGGCGGCGGUGGCGGUGGCGGCAGCAGCAGCAGCGUCGUUAGCCUUGUUCUUAGCGGCGGCGGAAGCAGCAGCCCCGUUGUGCCGGUGGCUGAUCAUCUGCCCCAGAGGCUGGGUGUGUGUGCCAAGAAGAUGGUGAUCUUCUUUGGCCAUCCCCGAGAUCCCUUCCUGUGUUGUGACCCAUACUCGGGGGACAUUUACAAAGUGCCAUCACCUCUGACCUGCCUUGCUCACACUAGGACUGUGACCACCUUAGCUGUCUGUGUCUCUCCAGACCAUGACAUCUAUCUGGCCGCCCAGCCCAGGAAGGACCUCUGGGUGUAUAAACCAGCCCAGAAUAGUUGGCAGCAACUUGCUGACCGCCUGCUCUGCCGGGAGGGCAUGGAUGUGGCAUACCUCAAUGGCUACAUCUAUAUCCUGGGUGGGCGGGACCCCAUUACCGGUAUUAAACUGAAGGAGGUGGAGUGCUACAGUGUCCAGAGAAACCAGUGGGCGCUGGUGGCCCCGCUGCCCCAUUCCUUUAUUUCCUUUGACCUGAUGGUCAUUCAGAACUAUCUGUAUGCUCUCAACAGUAAGCGUAUGUUCUGCUUUGAUCCCAGCCACAAUAUGUGGCUGAAGUGCGUUUCUCUGAAGCGCAAUGAUUUUCAGGAAGCCUGUGUCUUCAAUGAUGAGAUCUACUGCAUCUGCGACAUCCCUGUCAUGAAGGUGUACAAUCCAGUCAGAGGAGAGUGGAGGCAGAUUAAUAACAUUCCUUUGGUGUCGGAGACUAACAACUACCGGAUUAUCAAUCAUGGCCAGAAACUGUUGCUGAUCACCUCACGCACCCCGCAGUGGAAGAAGAACCGGGUGACCGUGUAUGAAUACGAUAUUAGGGGUGACCAGUGGAUUAAUAUAGGUACCACAUUAGGCCUGUUCCAGUUCGAUUCUAACUUUUUUUGCCUCUCAGCUCGCGUUUAUCCUUCCUGUCUUGAACCCGGUCAGAGUUUUCUCACUGAGGAGGAAGAAGUACCUAGUGAAUCCAGCACUGAGUGGGAUUUAGGUGGGUUCAGUGAGCUGGAUUCUGAAUCAGGGAGCUCAAGCUCUUUAUCUGAUGAUGAUUUGUGGGUUCAGGUAGCCCCUCAGUGAAAUGCAUAGGAUCAGCAGAGUGUGUUACAGGUAAAUUGAAACACAAAGGUGUUUUUACUGCUUUGGAAAGUAUCUUAAAGAGAUACCCUUUCUCUUUGCUGGGAAAAAAAAAAAAGUUGAUUAAUUUCAGGUUUGGCUUAGAAAGGGUAUUGUUUGAAGUACUAAUAUAAUUUCACAUUACAGAAUUUAAACAUCCUUAAAAGAAAUCAUCCUAUUUAAUAAUUUACUGUUCUAAAAGUCCAGUGUGGAUUUGUUUGGUAUGUUUAUGUUUGACAAUAUAAGUUAAUUGUAAUCAGUAGUCUUCUAUGAUUAAUUCUUCUAUGAUUAAAUCACAUUGUCUCGUGCCACAAGUGUUUCAACUUGAAUUUUAAUUUCUAUACUAAAAAUCUGAUUGGAUAGGGAUUAUGAGGGUGGGAAAGCAUAUAUUUUUCCUUCAGAGCAGUGUAGUAGAUUUCCAAAACUUUAAACUAGUGGGUUUUUAUAAAAUGUGUUCUAACAAAUGUAGUCUGCUAAGUUUUAUUUCGGUGUUCUCUUUUUUGGGAAAAAAAAUUAUAUAUAUGUUUAAUGUGAGUAAAUGGUGGUUUCACUUGUGACAAUGUAUAGAAUGGUCAUAAACUCACCAAAAGUAAAAACAAAAAAAACAUGAUUCUGUUUGAACAGAAAUUUCAGUUUAAAUCUGUAAUAUAACAUGUAUUUGCAAAUAGUGAGCAAUUUUCCAUCUAAAAAAAAUUCCAUUCUAAUAGUGUCACCAAUUAUCUAAAAAUCUUUAAAAAAAAAAAAAGCUAACUUGCUUUGUAGGUUCAUAUUUUAAAUCUAUACUUGACAAAUAUUUCAUUGAAUCAGAGGAAUAAUCCUUUUUUUCACUGGACAUGAUUGUGGAAAUUUUUAUCCAUUGUCUUAAAAAGUUUAUGUGAUUCUUAAAAUAUUUUGGCUGUAUAGUUUCGGUGCUUAUCUUAGAUUUGUCAACAAGGUGUGAUUAUUCUUUACUGUUUUGUGAGUAAUAUUGGUUUUGAAAGUAUGUACCAGUUAAGAACAGUAUUUUAUUGAAAUCAGUAGUUAUUGUGUCUAUCAACUCUCAAAAUCAAGUGCCAGCAAAGAACUUUCAAACUUUAAGUCGUGUAUAGAAUUGUUUUGUGUAGCACUGAAAAAUUCUGUCAGUUUUGUAAGUCGCUAAAUGUUAUUAUCAGCUUAAAGGUAUUUUUCUAUUAAAAGUUUACAGUUAAAUAACAUAAGUGGAUGAUAGCAUUUGGGGCCAGUAGUGAAAGUAUAUUUCGUCUAAAAUAUUUCUCUAUGCAGUGGUGUACAAGGCUAUUUUAUUAUGGUAUUUGUACCUGUCCUGUGUUUCUCUAUGAACCCUGCUCCAGUCUUUGUUUCUGUCAACAUAUGUAAGGGAAAGAAAGUCCAGAAAUAGAGAAUAAAUGGCACAAAACUUACACUGUUAAAUACAAGAAAAUGUAAGUGCUUACCUCUUGAGGUUUUAUUGGAUAUAAUUGUCAUGAUACAUACACAUGAUAAGUGGCCAAAUGCUUAUGAUGUAUAACUUUUUCUACACACAGUCAGAAUUUCCUCUCUGAAUCUUCAUUCAGUGACAUGCUAAUUCCUCUUCUGUUUUUUUCUCCAGUGACAGAAUGCUAACAGUUCUUACAUCCUGGCAGAGAGUACAGAGGAAUGCCAUCUUUCUGGUAGGGAUUGAAAUUUUUUUAUUGAAAUGCCAUAGGAUGAAAACAGAGAAAGGCAUAAAAGGUAUUUUUGUUUUUUACAAGUUGUUCUUAGACAUUUUAAUGGGCUGUUUGAAGAUUCUACAUGACAUUCCUGUUCAACAUUUUUAGUGAAGUUCAACACUUGUCCAACCAGUAUGUGUUCCUUCAGAAGGACAAACGUGCUUUUGGUUGCCUUCAGAAGGGCAAACCUGCUUUGAGUUGCUUAAGGCUAAAUUUUGUUUCAUUUGACAUCAGGGUUUUUCUGGACACCAUCCUUAACACAAAGCUGUUUCUCCAUAGGAUUAUUUUUUGGCCAACUUUUUCUUCGCCAGUUACUUCUUAUUGAUAGCUUUUCCUUUUAUCAGGUCGAAAUAGAACAGUGAUGAUCUCAACCAGGUCUUAAUUCUGCAGAAUUAACAUAUGCAACUGAUUGAUAAAAAACAUAUUUUCCCCUUGUCAUUUUCAACCUUUGAUUUAAAGCCUAAGCUAAAUAGUGAUAUCUUGGUUUACGAAAAGGUUUUCCUGGGAAGAACUUUGGUUUUGUGCUAUAUUUGUGAACUAGAGAAUAGUUGUUAAUCAUUAUUUUAUGGAUAAGUGAUUUGUAUGUGAUUAGUUACAAAUAAAACAUACUAGAAUCCAGGC